Molecule: messenger RNA, 734 nt
Organism: Acyrthosiphon pisum (pea aphid)
Lineage: Eukaryota; Metazoa; Arthropoda; Insecta; Hemiptera; Aphididae
Exons: 2
Coding region: 375-680 (101 amino acids)
Source: RefSeq, a predicted model, not a curated record
UUGUUCAUGUACGAUGUACGAAAUGAAAAUACGAUAAUUUUCAAAUAUUUAUUUUUAUUAUAAUACUGUGGUAUAUUGUGGUAGAAUAAUAAUCAUAAUAAAAACCUAACCUAGCAAUUAUCAACUUUUGAACAAAACCGAAAAUAAAUAUGGUAAAUUACCAAAAUAGAAAUAUGACUAUUAUGUAUUGUGGUCAUUGUGGACAUUUUAGAAAUUAGUUUAUAUCGAUUACCGAGUACCAAUGACAGUCUAUGUACCAUUUUCAUUGUUCAUACUUCAUUAAUUAUUCACCAUAUUGUGUCCAUACUGCUUCGUGAUAUUUCCUUAUUAAUAUUAUUCAAAAGUUUAACUACACAACUACACAAGUUUAUACAAUGAAUCCAGAAUUUUCCUACAAAUACAAUGGUGGAGAAAAAAAGGGUAUUCGAUAUUUGGUAUGUCGUGAACGGUAUUGUAAAGGAACAGCCAAAAGACUUGCUAAUGGCCUUAUUGUUAACCAAAUACCACAUACCCAUGACCCUAAUAAUCUUGAAACCGAACGGCUGGAAUCAAAAAAAGAGUUUAGGUCAAAAUUGAUUCAAAGAGCAAUUGAAGAAACUACAAAACUUCGAAUCAUCUACGAUGAAGAAUGUUUAAGGUAUUAUAAUAUUUUACGUUUAGAACUAAAUCGUGGUUUAUAGUUACAUAAAUUUACGGGUAUACGCAUUUAAAAGUAGUUGAAUAUGUAUACCUUA